AUGGAUCGGUAUGAACCCUUUACGGCUGAAACGGAAAUAAUGGAAGAUUGUUUUGCAAGACAAGUAAGAGAAACUGGAAUUGACGAAUGGGCAAGUACAGCUGCAAGAAAAGAGAAUGAACAAUUUGAAUUAUUUCGAAGAAAACCAAAUGCUGAUCUUUCCAGUAUGUUUCCAAAUAAAUCAACAAAAAUGUCGAUAAAUCUAGAUCAACUUCGACAAAUGACGGUGAAAGAUACUGAUAGCAUUAGAUUACUACGUACAAUGAAUGAAGAACAACAAGAUAUAUUUUAUAACAUCAGUCUUUGGUGUUUAAGAAAACAACAUAUACUGAAUGUUGAACUAGUACAUUUAUUCCUAACUGGUCCGGGUGGUAAUGGUAAAGUC
Molecule: messenger RNA, 384 nt
Organism: Didymodactylos carnosus
Lineage: Eukaryota; Metazoa; Rotifera; Eurotatoria; Philodinida; Philodinidae
Source: the annotation of a GenBank genome assembly